AGUCAGGUGAUAGUCGGAUCCUGGCAGGAGUGGCUCGGUGAGUUUGGAGAGCUGAAGCGUUGUGGAGACCCAUUGAUCGUGGUGUAGGCCGCAGAUCUGAACAACUGAAACAUUAAACUACAGUACAGCUGCCUCAAAUCCCUGGGAAUUUCAGAAUGACUGAUACUUCUGAAGCGGUUCCAAAUUUUGAAGAGAUGUUUGCCAGUAGAUUCACAGAAGAUGACAAAGAGUACCAGGAAUACCUGAAACGCCCUCCUGAGUCCCCUCCAAUUGUCGAGGAAUGGAAUAGCAGAGCUGGUGGGAACCAAAGAAAUAGAGGCAAUCGGUUGCAAGAUAACAGACAGUUUAGAGGUAGGGAUAGCAGAUGGGGGUGGCCAAGUGACAAUCGAUCCAAUCAGUGGCAUGGACGAUCCUGGGGUAACAAUUACCCACAGCACAGACAAGAACCUUACUACCCCCAUCAAUACGGACACUAUGGUUACAACCAACGGCCUCCCUAUGGCUACUACUAACAGAAUUGUCAGCAGCAUUUACUCUGUUAACAUGACAAAAGUUUAUGUUGUCUCUUCUGUUGGUCUUAGUUUUACAUCUGAUUUUAGAGAGUGGAUAAUUAAUUUUUGGGAACUUGAGACUUUAAGAAUUAGAUCUUCCUAGAGAGAUUUGAUGGUUGUUGGAAAUAAAUACUCUAAAAAGGUUGUAGGUUAUAUUGCUUGACUUCUACCUCAGACUCUUUGUUUCAUGACUUAAUAGUGCUUUGAACUUGGUGUAUUUUUUCCUUGUUUGACCUUCAGGAGUUCUGUCUUUGUUUUACACAGAAAUAAAAAUUUUAAAUAGAAAAUGCUUGUUUUUACUUUGUAAGAUAAAGAAAUAUCCAUAUACUUUGAUAUGCUCAUUCCUAAAAUUUUAGAGGUAGUACAGUCAGCUCUUAAAUGCACACCUAUGCUUACUUGUAAUGUACUGUACAUAGUAGUGGUUGAAAGAGAAAACAGUUGUAGUAAAUUUCUUUUGGCUUUUGUUGUUAUGUGACUAUGGUACUUUGUAAUUACUCUAUAGGUAUGAGUCAUUGUCAUGAUCAUUCUGGUCUCUUUUUAGAGGGAUAUCAAGAAUAAAACUAUAAAUAAGGAAGGAAUCAUUCUCAGUUUCAGUGUCUUGAUCAAGUGGUGGGUGGGAUUAAGGCACACAAUAAUUUUAUACAAACUAAGGCUUUUUGCUAAUUUAAACAUAGCAGGUCAAAAUUCACACAUUAUACAAAAGUUUAACUCUAAUGCUCCCUUCCUUUUCAAUCAUAAUGUAAAUGAUGCUACACUUUGACUACUUACUUUCAUGGUAUUUAAUGUGGUUGAUUUUACAAUGCUGUAUUCACCUCCAAAUGUGCACCUUUGCUGCUUCCUCUUCUGUAAAUCCAGUGAUGCUGUAACUUCCUUUCAGAGUGAUCAUUGUAUUUCACAUCAUUUUAAUGGCUAUUAUAAUGGUUUUAUUCAAAUAAAAUACUUGUUAAGUAA
Messenger RNA from Camelus dromedarius (Arabian camel), 1502 nucleotides. RefSeq names its product RNA guanine-7 methyltransferase activating subunit (gene RAMAC). Gene Ontology annotation, cellular component: mRNA capping enzyme complex. Gene Ontology annotation, molecular function: RNA binding. The transcript is spliced from 4 exons. Lineage: Eukaryota; Metazoa; Chordata; Mammalia; Artiodactyla; Camelidae. Gene Ontology annotation, biological process: RNA 5'-cap (guanine-N7)-methylation. The record is from RefSeq and is a predicted model, not a curated record. The coding region runs from base 156 to 512 and encodes 118 amino acids.